AUGUCUGAUAAUGUUUUAGUUCUUGAUAAUGGUGCUUAUAGCAUCAAAGUUGGUUAUGCUAUUGAUAAUGAAGAGCCAAGUAUAAUUCCUAAUUGUAAAGUAACAAGAGGAAAAGGUGAAAGAAAAACGUAUAUAGGAGAUCAGAUCAAUAGUUGUUUAGAUUAUUCUGGUUUAUAUUAUCGAUUACCUUUUGAAAGGGGGUAUCUUGUUGAUUGGGAAACUGAAAGAGAAUGUAAUACACCAACUACCAACCUUAUCAUUACAGAACCAUGUUUUAAUCUACCAAAUAUCCAAACAGCCUAUGAUGAAAUGAUAUUUGAACCUAUUUCUGAACAUUUUAAGCCAGCUCAAGGGGAAUUAGACACAGCAGUCUGGUACAACUAUUUACUUGAAUCUUUAGAUGAUGGACAACGGAAAACAAAACCAGGCGAAGCUAAACCAUAUGAUACUUUAACUAAUCAAGAAGUUAAAUUAAUAUUGGAUCACAAUUUUUGCUCUCCAAAUAAUCUAACUGGACACAGAAGAUGGUUUUAUGCUAAAAAAGUAUCAGAUCAAGGUGGUAUCGAAAGAAGACAGACAUCUCGUGUUAUUUUUAAAGAAUUAUUAAUUGAAGUUGAAUCGCCAAGAAUUGAUCUUGAUGGUUCUAAAGCAUGGAUCAAAGUAUCCAUAGCAGCAAUAUAUUUACGUGUACUUGCACCAUCAGAUUAUGAAAUUAAAAUCGGAAUUCCUGAUAAUCCAAUCACAUAUGCAUGGCAUGGUGGCUCUAAAUUUGCCAAAACUAACGAAUUUAAAGAUAUGUCAGUCACAAAAUCUGAAUAUGAUGAACAUGGAAGUAAUAUUUGUUUGAAAAAAUUUGAUUCAACAAAAGCAACACCAGCAAAAAAUCAUGUACGUUCUCACACUGGAGUCCCAACAAAAGAGCUUUUAACAGCAAAAAAAAAUUAUCCGACUACUUGUCUUAGUUUAUGGGAAAAAUAUUCUGUUCAAGAAUCAAAUGAUAAAGAAAGCUUCCAAAAAGCAUUUGUCAAUCAUGUAGCAACUACACUUGCUAGAUCCAUUUACAAUGUUGAUAAUUUUAGUGCUUAUCAAGCAACUGCCCACACUGUUAGAGAUACAUUGAUUAAACGUUGGAAUUAUACCCAACAGAGGCAUACUGAGGUUGAUCCUAAACGUGUUUACUAUUUAUCAUUGGAAUUCUUGUUGGGUCGAUCAUUGGACAAUGCUCUUCUUAAUUUAAGAGUAAAAGAUGUUUGUGGAGAGGGAAUAAAAGAAUUAGGUUUUAGUAUGGAGGAUGUUCUUGAUCAAGAAGUUGAUGCUGCACUUGGUAAUGGAGGCCUAGGCCGUCUGGCUGCUUGUUAUAUGGAUUCUUUGGCCACUUUAGAUAUUCCAGCCUGGGGAUAUGUAGAAUUUCCGGAUUAUUGGUUAAAUUUUGAUAACCCUUGGGAAUUGCCACGUCUUGACGUUGUAGUUGAUGUUAACUUUGGCGGAUCUGUUAGUAAAUAUACUGAUGAAAAAGGCCGUGAAAGAUAUACCUGGGAGGGUUCUGACACUGUAGAAGCUGUUGCCUACGAUGUUCCCAUUCCAGGUUAUGAUACCAACAAUUGUAAUAAUAUUCGAUUAUGGAAUAGUAAACCUAAACGUCAAUUUGAUCUUAAAUAUUUUAAUGAGGGAGAAUAUGAGAAAGCUGUGCAAGAACAAAAACAAGCUGAAAAUAUAACUGCAGUGUUAUAUCCUAAUGAUAAUCACAUGGUUGGAAAAGAAUUACGUCUCAAACAACAAUAUUUCUGGGUUGCUGCAAGUCUUCAUGACAUAGUUCGCCGGUUUAAAAAAUCAGAGAGACCAUGGAACACUCAUCCAACUCUAGCAAUCGUUGAACUUCAAAGAAUUUUAGUCGAUAUUGAAGGACUUGAUUGGGAUAAAGCAUGGGAAAUUGUUACCAAAACAUUUGCUUUUACAAAUCACACUAUACUUCCUGAAGCUAUGGAGAAAUGGCCAGUUCCUAUGGUUUCAUAUCUUUUACCAAGACAUAUGCAAAUAAUAUUUGAUUUAAAUCUUUUCUUUUUACAAAAAGUUGAAAAAAAAUUUCCAAAAGAACGAGAUCUUUUAGCCAAAUUAUCAAUUAUUGAAGAAGCAUCUCCACAAUUUGUCAGGUUAGCUAGUUAUAACAAUCUUAAUAUUAAUAAUAGUUCACAUCGUGUUAAUGGAGUUGCUGAACUUCAUUCAAGAUUAAUUAAGGAAACGAAAAAUGCAAAUCAAUUUUCAUUUUGCUUUCCUUUGGUUUUUAGAUGGUUACAUCAAGCAAAUCCUAGAUUAAGUGAUUUGAUAACAGAAACACUGCAAACUAAAGAAUGGUUAAAAGAUUUGUUCAUAUUAAAAAAUUUAACAAAAUAUGCUGAUAAUCCGGAUUUCAAGAAAAAAUGGAAAACUAUCAAACAUUCAAAUAAGGUGCGUUUGGCUGACUAUAUUAAAGCACAUACUAAUAUAGCAGUAAGCGCAAAUGCUUUAUUUGACGUUCAAGUAAAAAGAAUUCAUGAAUAUAAAAGACAAUUUAUGAAUAUUUUGGGUGUUAUUCAUCGUUAUAAUGCGUUGAAAAAAUUGAGUGCUGAUGAAAUUUCAAAUGUUGUCCAUCGUGUUGUUAUAUUUGGUGGUAAAGCUGCUCCUGGUUAUUAUAUUGCUAAAUUGGUAAUAAAAUUGAUAAACAGUGUUGCAGAAGUUGUUAAUAAUGAUCAAAGUAUUUAUGAUUCUUUGAAAGUUGUUUUUAUACCAGAUUAUAAUGUAUCAGUUGCAGAAAUUAUCAUUCCAGCUUCAGACAUUUCACAACACAUUUCAACAGCUGGUACAGAAGCUUCCGGUACAAGCAAUAUGAAAUUUGUGUUGAAUGGUGGCUUGAUUCUUGGAACAGUUGAUGGUGCUAAUAUUGAAAUUCACCAAGAAAUUGGCGAUGAAAAUAUUUUCAUGUUUGGAAACUUGGCCGAUGCUGUUGACGAUUUAAGACAUGCUCAUAGAUAUCGAAAUGUCGAGAUGGAUCCAAAACUAAAAGAAGUUUUAGCAAGUAUCGAAUCUGGACAAUUCGGUGAUCCAAGAAUAUUCUCUCCAUUAAUCAGUACAUUAACAAUAGGAAAAGAUUAUUAUUUAAUUUCCGACGAUUUUGGUUCAUAUCUUCGAUCACAACAAAUGAUUGAUGAAGCUUAUAAAGAUGAAGAUGGAUGGAUAAAGAAAAGUAUUCUUUGUACUGCUCUUAUGGGCAAAUUUUCUUCUGAUCGUGCUAUUCAAGAAUAUGCAGAUAGUAUUUGGAAUGUUGAACCAGUUAAAGUUAUUUAA
Molecule: messenger RNA, 3321 nt
Organism: Entrophospora sp. SA101
Lineage: Eukaryota; Fungi; Glomeromycota; Glomeromycetes; Entrophosporales; Entrophosporaceae
Source: the annotation of a GenBank genome assembly